This is a messenger RNA of Misgurnus anguillicaudatus (oriental weatherfish), 2356 nucleotides long. Its product is annotated as heterogeneous nuclear ribonucleoprotein U-like protein 2. Gene Ontology annotation, biological process: alternative mRNA splicing, via spliceosome. Gene Ontology annotation, molecular function: protein binding; RNA binding. Lineage: Eukaryota; Metazoa; Chordata; Actinopteri; Cypriniformes; Cobitidae. The record is from RefSeq and is a predicted model, not a curated record. Gene Ontology annotation, cellular component: nucleus.
UACACUCUUGAAUUCUCACCAGCGGUGUUUUGGUAGUACAGUGAGGGAUUUCUCAAUAGUUAGGAAGAGUGUUCAAACUAACUGAUUUAUCUUUGCCAAUAAUAAGGUUUGUUGUGUUUUUUUAUGUGGAAUUGACACGCCUAAUCGCAAAUGUUGCUGGCGGAAGCGAAAAAGCUGAAAGUGGCCGAAUUGCGUGCCAUGUUAACCGAGCGAGGUCUCGACCCAAAAGGCCUUAAGGCCGAGCUGGUAGUCCGGCUCAUUUCUGCGAUUGAAGCCGGUGUUCAGCCCAUUAAAAGUGGAAAUGAAGGAGAAGAUGUAUGUGAGACGAUGGGUGAAACGCCUGCAGAGGAGCAACAAAAAGAGAAGCGCGUUAAAGCGCAGUCUCCAGUAUGCACUAUUCCCUCCAGCAAGAGUAUGCAUACUUACACUGACCAGAGUACACAAACCGAGCCGUAUCAACUGUGUUCAUGCGCUGUCACGAGUAACACACCGCAGCAGCAGACCUAUAGGAACUCGGAGGACAUUAUAAAAGAUCUACAUCACCAAACAAAGGGUGUACAACAGCAGUCAGCCGCUCCCGUGGAUCCUGUCGCCUUGGCAACCGCUGCUGCAGUGGACCAGGAUGCUGUGUCAGAAUGCUCAUCAAUAGUCUUUGCAAAUCCAGUGUCAGAUGGACCACGUGAGCAAGAUCACUUGCUCAAUAUACAGACAGAUGAACCUGAGACUGUUGAUACCACCCUGGAGGAUAGAGAAGGAAUGAAGAGGCUUAAUGGGGAGAGAGGCAGAGAUUUUUAUGAGUUUAAAGAGGAAGUUCAUUACAACAGAGCUAAGACACCAGAGCCUCUGCUGGACACUGGAGAUGAAUCUGAAAUAGACUUUGAGGAUAUUCGACUGGAUUCCUAUAACUGUGACCUGCAUUUCGAGGUGAGUUCUGAUGGAAGCAGUGGACAGCCUUUGCUUUGGGAGAAAUUCCCUCUGCUUUGGUCCGGGUGUAGGAUGACCCAUGGAUUUUGUCAAGGAAAGGUCGGAUUCGAAGCCAAGUUUGUGAAGUGUCUGUCGGCACCUGCGUUAAACACGAGUUAUGUCCCCGACCUGCACGUGCUCAGAGUGGGUUGGUCUGUGGACAACACAAGCUUUCAGUUAGGAGAAGUAGAGCUUUCGUAUGGUUUUGAUGGGCGUGGCAAGAUAGUAACAAAGGGGCAGGAGGAGGAGUUUGGUGAACCCUUCUCAGAAGGAGACAUCAUUGGGUGUUUCGCUGCCAUCAGUGAACGAGGAGAAGCGUCACUUUCAUUUCACAAAAACGGACGUUCUCUUGGAGUGCCGUUUCAGGUGACCGCGUCCGCUCUAAAAGGUCAAGCUCUCUAUCCUCAUGUACUUUGCAAAAACUGCUCAGUUUUGGUAAAUCUUGACCCAGAUAGUACCUGGCAUCCAUUUCCUGUGGGAUUCUGCACGCUGACCUCACUUCCUCCUGGUCAGAGGACUCGCGCUCUUUUACCGCCAACGUCAAGAAGUGACUGUGAGGUGUUGAUGAUGGUUGGUAUGCCAGGUUCUGGAAAGACACACUGGGCUCAGUCUCAUAUGGCUCAGAACCAACGGAAACGUUAUAAUCUUCUAAGUACAAACUCUGUAUUGGACUGCAUGAGGAUGCAACCUGAAGGCAGUCAUAGAGACCUGAUGUUACAGCAAGCCACUCAAUGUGUCAGUCAUCUAAUCAGAAUAGCUGCAAACAAACGGAGGAACUACAUCAUUGACCAGGUCAACAUCUAUCCAUCUGCCCAGCGACACAAAAUGAUGUGUUUCCAUGGUUACCAGCGAAAAGCGGUGGUGGUUUGCCCAGAAGAUGCGAUGUGGAAGAGACGCCUCGUACAGCACCGGAAGGAGGAAGGCAUGGAAAUUCCAGAAAUAUCCCUUCUGAAAGCUAAAGCGAGCUUCACGCUGCCACAGCAGGAUGAUGAGUAUUUGGAUGAAGUGAUGUUUGUGGAGCUCUGCAUGGACGAGGCUUCGAAGCUCCUGACACUGUAUAAAGAAGAAGCACGAAAACUUCUACCCGCACCUCCGAAACGCAAAAAACACAGACAUGGAAAUCAGAAGCGCCUCGUACAUCAUUGUGGACGGAGAGGAGGUCCAUAUAGCUGUCAAUCACAUAACCAUUGCUUACUCGAGAAAAAUGUUUGGCAUCAGCCUUCCUCUGGUCAGUCUUACGGGUGCAGCAGUGACCCACAGAGAUACAGGAAGUAUUACAGACCCUACACAGGACAGUGGUGUGACCAAACCCAGGAUUAUUACAGUAGCUUGAAUUAUGGUUGUUCAACUUAAGUUGUUUAUUUUUUAUAAACUUUUGUAUAGCAGGAUGAUA